UAUCGUUGGCCGCCAACGUAUGAACGUGAACGUUAUCGGUUUUCUACGUUUAUGGUCCGAUCUAUGGCGUUGUGUGCGAUGAGUGCAAGUGGGAGUGGAGACGAGUUGAAGGCAGAGACGGAGACCCUGAAAGCCAAGCUGAGCCAGGUACAGCACACGUUCCUAGAAGAAUGGUCUGGAGACAUGACUGCUGCCAUGGCAGAGCAGAAGAAGAGGCACGAGGAGGUCAUGAGAAAAGGAAAAGAGGACAUGGAAGCAUUGAAAGCAACACUUGAGCAGUUGAAAGGUCAGGCUAAGACAAACCAGAAAGUCAUGGAGGAAAGAAUUGGUAAAAUGAAGCAGCUCAGGGAGGACAUUGGCACAGUAACAACAGAGACAGACUCUUUGUUGAGAGAGAAAGAACUUGCCAUGGAGGAAAUGAAGUCCAUGCAGGAAUACAUUCAGAAGCAAAAAGAAUUAAUAACAGCCCAAGAACAAGCCACCCAUCAGAGGUUAGAUGAACUACAGAAGGCUUCAGAAUGGUUUAAAGACCGAUUAGGAAUACAGUUCAAGAAAACAUCAGGGAACAGACUUCAGAUGGUGUUCACAUGUAUAGACCCCAAAGACACAUCCAGGCCUUUCUUCUUCUCUGUAAAGAUAGAGGCAGAUGGGACCUACACAGUGUCGGACUGUGAACCAGAGAUCGAGAAUCUUCCAGAGCUGGUUGAAAAACUGAAUGCAACCAACAACUUCAGGUCCUUUGUGAUCACGAUGAGAACUUUGUUCAAGGCGAAAGUGUGUGGGUGAUAGAUAUAAAAUAUGGACACAGAAAUGGGGAGUAGAGCUUUAGAAGUGCCAGUUCUUCUUAUGCAAAUAUAUUGCCAGUCAGCAAUAUGCUUGUUUUUUAAAGGUCACUCAUGAGCUGUAUGCAGGGGGGAUGAUAAUGUGACAGGGGGGGAGGGGGGGUAUUUUUAAUGUUUUUUUUUUCUUUGAACUGCUGUUCAUCUUGUUGUAAAUACAAGUCAGAUAAAUGGUUGCAUUUCAUAAGUCUAAAGACAUGUGAAGUGGAAAUUUGGUGCACAUGAAUCUUAUGGCAGUUUUAAGCAGCUUUUGAUAUACUUUUAAAACGAUCUUGUGUGUAAGUGUGAACAUCAUUUUUUAAGGCUGGUCUUCCCAAUUAUUUUUUUUCUUAGUGAAACAUCUGCUUAACAAUAGUCGUAUCAGUUUUGUUAAUGAUGUUAAAAGUAUGUACUUUUCAAGCUAGAAUAAUACUUUUUUCCAGCCGUUUUUUCUUUUAAUGUUGAAAAAUGCAGAUUUUGUAAAUACCUUAAUUGUUAAUACUGUGCUUACAUAAAUUUUUAGAAUAAAUGCACUAACUUAACGGA
This is a messenger RNA of Lingula anatina, 1364 nucleotides long. Its product is annotated as kinetochore protein Spc25-like. NCBI's taxonomy places the organism in Eukaryota, Metazoa, Brachiopoda, Lingulata, Lingulida, Lingulidae. Gene Ontology annotation, biological process: chromosome segregation. Gene Ontology annotation, cellular component: Ndc80 complex. The record is from RefSeq and is a predicted model, not a curated record.